This is a messenger RNA of Triticum dicoccoides, 1334 nucleotides long. RefSeq lists its product as uncharacterized. Bases 213 to 1334 code for a protein of 373 amino acids. The transcript is spliced from 4 exons. NCBI's taxonomy places the organism in Eukaryota, Viridiplantae, Streptophyta, Magnoliopsida, Poales, Poaceae. The record is from RefSeq and is a predicted model, not a curated record.
CGCUGCGCACAGGACAGCGAGCGCUUCCACCCCAUCUCCUCGCCCUCGUCCACUUCUCCGGCCAAGCCGCUCACUUCUCCUCGCCCUCGUCCACUUCUCCGGCCAAGCCGCUCACUUCCACCACUUCUCCUCGCCCUCGUCCACUCCUCUCGACCUCACGAGUCCUCACCAGAUCUGAAGCUCGUAGGCAGCAGGGCUCCCUAGACUGCAGCAUGGUGCUCGGCGGCUGCGGCAACGGAGCUGAUGGAGCACGAUCCGACCAGUUCAACGGAGGCAGUAGCACGGGGCAGCGGCAGCAGCAUGGAGGGCGUCCGCUUGACUGGGAAGGUGAUGGAACUGCAAAUAGGAGUGGCAGCGGCAACCAUGAUGCAGGUGCAAGUGGUUCCCAAAGCUCUUGGAAAGGAAUUAAAGAUAAUAACUUAUAUGAUCCUUGGAACCAUACAUGGCCGUAUUCUGGGGGUUUUCAUUGUAUGUAUUGUGGCCUAAAGCACAAAGGUGGAGGUGCAACCCGUGCCAAGGAGCACCUUGGUUGGAUUGUAGGUAACGUGAGGAGCUGCCCAAAUGUGCCAAGAAAUGUGAGAGAUGCAAUGAGGGAGUGCCGGGAUGAAUCGAAGAGGAAGAAAAGAGAGAAACAAAAUAGCAGGCUGAGAAUUGAAAGAAAUAUUAUGGAAGGGCUGUAUCAACAAGGAGGGGUGAUUAACAUAAUAGAUGAUGAUGAAGAAGAAAUUCAGAUGAAUAUUAGAGAGGCAUUGCGUGACCCGAAUGUCUCCCGCAGAGUUGAUAGGAGGAUUGGCAAGGGGAGUGUGGGUGACGUGCGAGUUGCUGUUGGCAAAAGGAGUAUCACCGCAUAUUUUGACAAGCAAUUAUGCAGCAACAAAGUAUCUAUGCAGCCCAAGAUCAGUAGUGCUUUGGAUCCUAAUUCGAGAGAUGCACUUGGCCUAGCUUGGUCCAAGUUUUUUCAUGCCAAUGAUAUUGCUGGACGUAAAGCUGACUGUCCAUACUUCCGAGCUGCUUUGAAGAUCACUCAACAAUUAGGGCCUACUCCUAUACCAACCGCGAAGGAGAUUGAUGGAAAAUAUUUGGAUGCAAACUAUGAUGAAGCAACUUCGUUUCUUCAGAAAUUCAAACAAGAUUGGAAAAACUUCGGUGUGACCCUUAUGUGUGACUCUUGGACUGGUCCAACAGGAAUGAGUCUCAUAAACUUCAUGGUGUGUUGCAAUACACGAAUGUUCUUCCUCAAUACUAUUGAUGCAUCCGGUCAGACUCAGAAUUCAGGUUACUUCCUCCUCUUCUUCGCGUUUUACAUUCUUCUUGAAUACUUAGAGUUGUCCUAG